UCACCAACGACAUCGACCACUGGCUUCUGGCACCGGCGGCGUGCGUCAUUCUCGAUUCCGCGGUGCUUGUGUCCGUCGCGAAACAAGGUGUUGAUCAUACCUGCGUCGUUCUGCUCCACCGACGCAUUCCGCCGCACAGACAUGCAAAUGACUGGACAACACUCCGCAGAGUGCCCAAGACCGGCGCUGAGAAAACCAUCGUUGGAGAAGGGAAUUCAACAACCCACAACGUAUUCCCAGCAAUGGGAAAUCGAAGACUGCUCUGUCCCCCUGGUGACUCCAAUUCCUCGACGCGAGCGACGACAGAGUGUCGAGUUGGUUUACAGCGAUGUCGUCGAUCACAAGUUAACGGAGCAACCAGGAGCAAUCGCCCGAAGCCCGAAGAAAGGGACUUGCGUGGUGCAAACGCGAUGUACCGAUCGACAAAAGCUCUGUCUGUGCGAAGUCAAGCGCCAUCGAUCCCUUUCGUCGUGCUGGCUCGUCGCGAAUGGCAUUGUGUACGACGUGACAAACGUGAUUCAGCAACACCCAGCUGGCACCAAGUGCAUACUGCGCAAAGCUGGAGGCGUCGAUUGUACCCAAGAUCUACGCUUUCAUUCCAAGGAAGCGCAGCAAUGUUGGAAGCAGUGUGCAGUCGGGAAGCUCCUUCCGUGUGGCGACGACGACGGCAGCACUUCCCAAGACUCGUGUACCAUCAUGUAGCGACCCUCUUCACGCCGAUUCCCCCUCUAUUUAAGCGCAGCCGACGCGAUUUCUUCGUCUUGUACCAUAAACGAUCAAUACAUUCCACUUCCGUGCCCC
Messenger RNA from Aphanomyces invadans, 801 nucleotides. RefSeq lists its product as hypothetical. Gene Ontology annotation, cellular component: intracellular membrane-bounded organelle; membrane. The transcript has a single exon. The record is from RefSeq and is a predicted model, not a curated record. NCBI's taxonomy places the organism in Eukaryota, Oomycota, Saprolegniomycetes, Saprolegniales, Verrucalvaceae. The coding region runs from base 142 to 702 and encodes 186 amino acids. Gene Ontology annotation, molecular function: heme binding.